This is a messenger RNA of Dromaius novaehollandiae (emu), 3683 nucleotides long. Its product is annotated as KIAA0040 ortholog. NCBI's taxonomy places the organism in Eukaryota, Metazoa, Chordata, Aves, Casuariiformes, Dromaiidae. Bases 272 to 601 code for a protein of 109 amino acids. The transcript has 2 exons. The record is from RefSeq and is a predicted model, not a curated record.
GCCCGGCCCGGCCCAGGCGGCGGGUCCGCCCCGCCGAGCCGGCGGCCGGGGGCGGCGCGGAGCGGAGGCGGCAGCGCCGCCGCCCCGUCUGCAGCGGCCGGGGGCCCGGGGCGGCGCGGAGCAGCGGCGGCGGCGGCCUGCAGGCACCGUCCAAAGACGCUUCUGGAGCCCAUUAGCUGUUUACAGGGGCUGAACGUAUCCCGAGAGGCCUUAAAGCAGAAGGAGCGUGCCAGGCGCAGGGAGCAGUGCCGGCAGCCUGCCAGGAGCCGACAUGGAGCAGAAGAUCAGCUCUUUCUUUAAUUCCAUCUUGGAUCUCAUCCGUACCAAGCACGAGGAAGGCGUCUUCAACACCGUCUGCCUCGCUGUGCUGAUGGGCCUGCCCUUCGUUGUCCUCAUCGCGUUCGUCUUCAUCUGCUGCCACUGCUGCUUCUGCAGCCGGAGGGGAGCAAGCAGCAAGAAAGGUGGUGCCAGCAGCAACGGGCAGCUCCACGCCGAGAGGAACAAGAAGAAAAAGAAGAAGAAGAAGGAUGAAGAGGACCUGUGGAUCUCGGCUCAGCCCAAGCUGCUUUUGCUGGACAAGAGGCCGUCGUUACCAAUAUAGCAGGCAGGAGGGUGACCAGGCCCUCCCCGCGGAGACCCUGCCAGUCCUUUCAGCUGCGCACAAUGAGGGGCGAGGAGAUGCCAUAGCUGCUGCCCCCUUUAUAGUGACUUUCAAAAGAGGAUGAACUCAAAAGCCAGCCAGUGUUGAAGGCACUUGUCGAAGGCAAGGCAGCUGGGCACACGUUUAUGCAAGCCUCUUUUCCCCCACCACGACAGCAUGCCCAAGGGCAGAAACCUAUGCAAAAGGACACGCACAUGCACUGCCGAGCACAUGAGAGUGACCUGCCACCAGGCCAUACGUACCCUCGCCUAGAGAUGCACCUUCCGCCACAAGCACGACGCGCUCGUAUUGAGCUGGCACUCAGCAACCUCAGUGUGAGCCUAUCCGUUUGCACUCGCGUGUGUAAGCGUCUGCUGUAGCACAGGCAAGUGUGCACAGGACUGCGUGCACUUAAUGACUAAGCUGUCCGUGCACACACUCUGCACAAACACGGACACCCGCGUGCAAAGCAAGCGCACACACUCCUCAUUCACGUGCCCUGCCACAGAGAUGGCACGGCUUGGCUGUCUAAGCUCCAUCCAAAUCCAGACCAUCUUGGAGAAGCAAAGAAAGCUGAGUGCAAAAUUACAUCACAGCUCAAAGUAAUGCUGUCUUCCCACCCCCCAACCCAAAGGCAAUAAGAGCUUCUGAAGACAGAGGCACCUCAACACCUAUCCCAACCUUAGAGACCUCAAGAUACCAUCUUAAGGCAGCAAAGCAGAAGGACACGCUGCCACCCAGACGAGUCAGAAAGGAGAGACAAGGCCGCAAGACCAGCCCCUUUGCACCAGCACUGAAAACCUCCUCAAAAGACUGUUUUAAACAGAUUUGCCUUUAAAUAGCCCACCACGCUGCAGCAAACGCUGCAUCGCCUCUAUGCUACUGCAAGAGCGGGAACGCACGCUGAGGCUGCGUAAACGCUUAGCUGCGGGCGUUGAGUUAUUUAUUGAAUGACUACUAAAGAAGGGUAGGACCAAAGGCCCCUGUGACACGGGGCUAGGAACUGAUCCAAAGCGGACCCACUUCCCCUGCACGCGCAGCCGUGCCCUCUCCUUGCAGCCCUGGUGCGCCGCGUCGGACGCGCACGCAGACGCGAGAGCACGUGCCGCUGCCUCCGAUGCCACGUGGGCAGCUCUUCGCAGAGCACUUCGGUGUUCCUGUCAAACAGCUGGCUCUGGGAUCGGGGACGUGCUGUAGGAGCAGGGGGAGCGAGGUUCACGCCCACAGUCAUCCUUCAUCCACGUACACAUCACGUCCCUCCUGCCCAGCUGGACCCUGCACCCCGCUCCCUCUCCAUCCUCAUCUUCCUCCAACGUGCGACAGCUCAGCCCGGCCCAGCAGCUACCCGCACCACCCGCGGCUCUCACCCCUACUGCUUUUGGCUCUGCUCCCCCAGCACCUACGUGCCUAGCCCACCACCCGCGGAGCCAGGGGUCUCCUCUGCCCCCUCUCCCCACCGCCAAGCUCAGCCGCUGCCAGCAAGGAGCGUGGCCAGAAGCUGCAUCACGUCUGGUCUGUGCACUGCGUCUGCACGCCAGGUGUUUUCCUCCCGCUUACUUGCGCUUUCUAAGCUGUGGAAGCAGGCCGAAGGUGCCAGCCAGCCAUCUGGGGGACAGGGAGCCAAACCCGCACGGAGGAGCCCGCCAGACACAGCCGCUUCCAGCCCCGGAGAGGGCAGUGCCGCCUCCGGGAGCCGCCUUCCUCGGUGCCCGGGCGCACGCCAGCGCGGGAGAGCCGUCUUUCCGAAGCGGCCGCUCCUGCCACGUGGUCCCGGUGCAGCCUGUUUUGUCCGGCUGACAGGGCGGUGAUGUCAACGUCACAUCACAGGGUCUGGCCUUCAUUUGGCUGUGGUGGUAGCAGCCUUGAGGCCAGACUCUGCAUCGCACAGGCCUUUAAAUUGACCCCAUAUGUGCCUUAUUUUCCAGUCUACUUUGUUACCAUUGAAAAAAGUGACUCCAUUCUCCUCCAAAACAGGAAGCAACAUAUAACACUGAAAACAUUAGGAUUUGCCACACCUAGCCGUAGAGGGAAACGUAGCUCCGGUCUCCAUCCCAAGCCCUCAGUCCUGCCAGGAUCUUGGAGAACUCGCUCCUCCUUCCCGCGUCCAGGUGCCCUUCGCAGCCCUCCUGCCCCCGCGGCUCCCCGGAGGGCAGAGCAGCCGCCCCCCUCGUCCCCGGGCAGGGGAGCCGCCCGCGCAGGUGCUGCUGCUGCAAUCCAGAGGCAGCAAAAGCCCCCGAGAAAGGGUGUUGCUCUCCGGAGGAAUGAGAAAAGCAGGGCUGAGGAAAACGAGACGGGAGGCCAGAGGCUUGCCAGGCAAGCAGGGCUGGGGAGGCAGCCAGCACCGGCGGAGCACAGCAUACCUGGUGUGCAGCUGCGGUGCCCUGCACGGCUCCCUGGAAGGGGUCCUCCUCCCAAAGCCUUAGCGAGUGCAGUUUCAGGUGAGGGCAGCCAAUUCCUACGAGAACCAGAGAAAUAUCAGGGAAACAUCUAUGUCCUCCUAGCAAACGUCGCCAAUUUAGGUGUCAUGAUAUUCAAACCCAGGUCAUAAUUUCAAGAGCCAAAUCCACCUCUGUAGCAAGCUGAACUGGGCAGCAAGAGAACAGGGAAGGAAACAACCCAACCCGCACCUACCCGACCUGCGCUGGGCUGCGGCUGAGGCCCGGCAUGGCCUCUGUGCCCCAGGAAGCAGGGGAGACAAUUUGCUUAAGGGCUGCCUUUUUUGUUUUUUUGACUAAACCAAGGACUGAAUCAGCUGAGACAGAAGACCAGCGGCAGCCUGAGGUGCACCAGAGCCCAUCACCUGUGGGCUGGGCAGCAGGAACCCUGUAGCACCCGCACUGACAAGGAAGCAAGACAAGCAUGGUACAGAAACAGCACUGCGCGAGUCCCAGCUCCUCGGGCACCGCUGCACUGCCUCCCCCCAGCUGCAUUUCAGUAUCGGCCUUUUAUUUUCCUAAACAGUUCAUGCAACAGGGGAAAAAAAUUCUUUGCAAUAACUUUUUUUUUUUACAAAAGAAUAAAUAACUAAAACUACAAAAAAUGA